CUUUAUUGUCCCACAAAACCAAGCUAGUCAUAACCUUUUAUUUUCAUAGUGAAAACUAGCAAAUUAAAAAAUGAACAAGAAGGAAGCUCAACCUCUGAUGUAGAGAUCCCGAUCGGCGAUGAGGAUACAGGUUAGCCAACUCCUUUAAUUACCUCCCAAAGCGUAUUAUUAUAACCGAUAAAAAUCACUUGGAAUUUAGUUAAUAUCAGUAUAUAUCUUCUCCAGGGUCACAGUCAACAAUUCCUAGCAAUGAAAUGCAAGGCAUAUUUCUGACUAGCUAUGACAAAUUCGUCAAGGUGCUAACCAGUCUUGGUGUAGGAUUAAAGAGGAUAAAAAAAAUUGCACCGGAGCUACAGAAACUGAAAGAGAAGCAUGAAUGGUCAGUUCAAAUCAUGGAUGAACUCUUCGAACGUUCUGAAUUUAUAUACAAACACAGAGAUGCUGGAAUCAAAAGGGGAAAACUAUCAUCGGAGGAAGAAGACGAACACGAUGAUAUGGAGGAAACAUUCAUGUCAGUGAAAGGAGAUAAGAAGCUACCCGAAAAGGAAGAAACUGAUGGCAUAGCAUUAAUGGCGGUGAAAAAUGGGGUGGUGGAGAUAGUUGAGAAAUUUCUGAAGGAAUUUCCUGCGACCAUCCAUGAUAGGGACAAACAUAUGAAAACUAUGCUGAUAUUGGCAGCUGCGAACAGGCAUCCCCCAAUAUACAAGUCAUUGACAAAGGAAGAUGUUCACUCUAAAACCGCCUUUCUGAGAGCGGAUUCACAUGAGAACAAUGUAUUACAUGCUGCAGCAAAGUAUAAUGAAAAUAGACCUUGGCCCAUUCCUGGGGUUGCUCUGCAAAUGCAGUGGGAAAUCAAAUGGUUUGAGUUUGUUAAAGCUUCUAUACCACGUGGCAUCACUUUUCGCCCCAACCAAGAUGAAAAGACACCAGAAGAAGUUUUCUCAAUAAGCCACAAGGAUCUCCUCAAAGACGGAAGAGAUUGGCUGAUCAAAACCUCUGAAUCUUGCUCUGUGGUGGCUGCAUUAAUCGCUGGCGUGGCUUUUGCCACCACCGCUUCCGUCCCCGGAGGUACUCUCGACACAAGUGGCAAACCCAUCUUCGAAAAACAACUGGCAUUCCAGGUCUUUUCCAUCUCAUCGCUCAUCGCGCUCUGUUUCGCAUUCACUGCAUUGGUUAUGUUCUUGGCCAUCAUCACGUCCCGAUUUCAGGAAAAAGAUUUCACUAGGAGCCUUCCUUUGAAGCUUUUACUGGGCUUAUCGUCGCUUUUUGUUUCCAUUGGGGCCACGUUGGUUUGUUUUUGCACAGGCCAUUUUUUCAUGAUUGGAGACAGACUCAAAAAUGCUGCAUAUCCUGUCUACGCUUUGACAUGCUUUCCGGCUUCUAUUUUUGCUGCGUUCCAGUUUCCACUCUACAUUGAUCUUUUGCGGGGUCUUUUCUGGAAUCCCUUUAAUCAUCGUCAUCGGUGGUUUUUCUGAAGACUCCGUGUUUUUUCACAUGGAUCAUAAAUAAUCCAGAGUCCUUUGGCCCCAAAAAACUGCUGACAUCCAAAAUAUUCCGAGCUCCAUCACUUAGUAGAGUAUUUCCAUAUAUAUAUAUAUAUAUAUAUAAAUAAUGCAGUGCCAAUUGAACACGUCGAAGU
This is a messenger RNA of Ziziphus jujuba (common jujube), 1639 nucleotides long. Its product is annotated as ankyrin repeat-containing protein ITN1-like. NCBI's taxonomy places the organism in Eukaryota, Viridiplantae, Streptophyta, Magnoliopsida, Rosales, Rhamnaceae. The record is from RefSeq and is a predicted model, not a curated record. The transcript is spliced from 4 exons. The coding region runs from base 255 to 1475 and encodes 406 amino acids.